UUUUACAAAAUCUUUCAGCCAUAGAAAAUGAAUAAAAGCAGGGCUCCCUAGCCAGCCCAGCCAGACAUCCCAGCUGCCAGAAUAGGUGCUUGGGAGCUGCUCAGGGGUGCAAAGCACAGCCUUGCUCUGUUGAAGCCAGGUACUGUCCUGGGCAAUUGGCUCCAGGCUCAGCUCAGGAGGCGACCGCCUGGAGCUACAGGCACCCGAGGCAAGGAAUGCCUGAAGGAAAGGGGCCAGGUCCUGCUCACCCCUCGUGAGCUACUUGCCCCUGACAUCCCCGAUGCUCCUGUUGAGCCUGGGUCCUCGGUGAAGCUUCCUCUUUUAGCUGCACCACCGCCAGGUGCCUGUGACCGCCCGGUGGCUGCUUUCCUUUCCGCGCCAUAUAUGGCCUGGCAGGGGGGGUCACAUGCAUCCUGGGCCGCCGGCCGGGAGGGGUCGCUGGGGAAGGGGCAGACGGCGGGAGAAAAGGGGAGGGGGUAGGAGGCAGAGACAGGAGAGGGGUGGGGUGGCAGAUUCUGGGGCCAUGGGAGGCAGCAAAGGCUCGAGGAGCCGAGCGCUCGCCACCGCGCCAUGGAGCUGCACUCAUGCGGCUGCGGAGGUGGUGGUGGAGGAAGGGACCGGCGCGGGGAGGGGGGGGGGUGGCGAAGGCAUCGGAAGCCAGAGAGCGCCCUGUCCCUGCGCUCCGUCGGUCAGCGGGCGCGGGCCGGCAGGAUGGAGCCACAGCACGUGCGCCCCGUGCUUGGAUCCCAGAGCCCAGCCUGGGAGGAACCGGGUCUGCUAGAAAUACUUCAACCCAAAAUUCCAAAAUGACUAAGAAGAGAUCAAAAAUAAAUGAACUAGAAGAACUGAAAUUGGAUAUGAGGAAGAUCAGCAAUGACAUGGAGGAAAUGUGUGGAAUCCUGAACCUUUACAUGUAUGAGGAUUUGAACUACAGGAUGAACACUGAAUUCAACAUCAUUAAAUCACAACAUGAGAAGACAAUGUUGGAUAUGAAUAAAAUGAUCCAGUCCAUAAUUGGUUCCAUGCAGUACUCCAAGGAACUGAUAGAAGAUAACUAUUCCUACAGCAUUAAGGAGGACCACCUCCUCCGUGAGUGCACUCAACUCAACGAAAAAGUAAGGAUAUUACUGAAUGAGAACAGAAGGCUGCUGGUGGAGCAGGCUGGCCAUAAGUGUCCUGUGGGGAAGAAAAGAGGUUCUCUGAGGAAGCCAGCAAGAACAUCUGUGUCCCAAGUGCCAAGGAACAGCAGUCCAGCAGAAAGCAGAACAUGGCACUGACCACGACAUGAUCUCCCUCAAAGAGAAGUGCUGGAGGAAGAGCACUGAGUGUGCACAGGAAAUACACCACUGUUGCCUCUCAUCCCUAAUAACCAUGGCUGUAAUGGGCUGUAUGCUCCUCCUUUAUUUUGUUUCUUUGGUAUGAACAGGCCUUAAUUUCAUCUAGCCUCUGGCCCAGGAAGAGUGCACAUUUAAAGGGACUCAUAAAUGCUGAGACACAUCAAGAGCUGCUGGGCAUCCAGGAAGAAUCUGAGUGCAAAUUUCUCUUUUCCUGAUGGGUCAUCAUGACUAAUUACAUGGAGAUCAGUCAACAAAAUUGUAAAAACUUGGAUACAAGUCUACAACAUGUGUUCUGCUUUGACUUGGGAGGCCAUAUCCUUCAGACCCACACUCCAAAAGGAGAGUGUUGCUUAAAUUUCUCCGGCAAAGUUUGCUACCUCCAGGAACUGCUUUUCUACUAAGUUGCCAAGGACAGCCACAGGCUGUAAGGCUGUGCUACAAAAUGAGCAGACUAAGAAUUUUGCUUUGCACAGUUUUUGUGGUUUGAUUUUGGUUUGAGUUUUGAUUAGUUUAGGUAUUUGGUUUUUCUUGUUUUCAUUCAAAGUUUUGUUAUUUAUUGGUUAUUUAUUGUUCUUUUAAGUAAUUUGAUAUUUUGAUAAGGUUAUACACAGUACAUAUUGACUGUCAGCUUUCAGUUACAAUUGAGUACAUUGCAUUUAUUCUUAUGACUAACACAGUGAUCUCCAACUCUUCACUCUAAGAGCCUUGUUAUUUCAGGUGUGAUCAUGAAAUCCCACAGAUAUCAGACCCAGAUGGAUCUCUGCACUCUUCAUGGGACUUGGGCUCCAUAGUUUCUUCUGAGCCAGACUGAACUACAAAGUCCUUCAUACAUUCAGUAUGGAGAGUAUGUCCAACUCUCUGGAUAGGAACUUAAUGAUGGAAAACUUACCCAUGCUGCAUCGUUGCUGUCAAAUAUUUAGCUACUGUAUUUAGAAAAUACUGUGGAUGAUGGUGUUGAACGCAUUAAUGGCAAAUACAUCAGUUUUUCUGUAAUAGCUCUCAUUAAAUCAAAGCAUAGUCUAAGGGAA
Messenger RNA from Mus musculus (house mouse), 2365 nucleotides. Its product is annotated as predicted gene 3667. The record is from RefSeq and is a predicted model, not a curated record. Bases 585 to 1277 code for a protein of 230 amino acids. The transcript has 5 exons. Lineage: Eukaryota; Metazoa; Chordata; Mammalia; Rodentia; Muridae.